This is a messenger RNA of Caenorhabditis remanei, 477 nucleotides long. RefSeq lists its product as uncharacterized. The record is from RefSeq and is a predicted model, not a curated record. NCBI's taxonomy places the organism in Eukaryota, Metazoa, Nematoda, Chromadorea, Rhabditida, Rhabditidae. The coding region runs from base 1 to 477 and encodes 158 amino acids. The transcript is spliced from 3 exons.
AUGGGUUAUCAAGAGAUGAAGGAAAUGCCACAAGUGCUGAAACCAGCACUUCUGCUUCUAACUCUUCUUCAAAUCAUUUUUAUGGCAUCUCCAGGUCUUCGUGCAUGGGGAUGGUUCGUUUGUCUCACAGCAAUUCUUGAAUUUAUCACAGCUAUUGGAGUAUUUGGUGCUGUUUUCUUUGAUCUUCUCUUCACGAAAUCUGGACAAUGGGUUCUUAUUGAACUUGGAUACAGUGCAGUCUUUUGUGUCUGCAGUGCUCUCAACACCAUCUACUAUUUCUGUAAUAUCUUCUAUCAUUUCAAUUUCUGGUUCCUUCUCGCAACUAUCAUAUCAGUAUUGCUCGUCCUUGCAUACGGUCUAAAUACUCUUGUUCACUGGACCGCCCGAACUGGUACAACAUCUACUUCGAGCACUUCAAAUCAAGCAACAGCUGGCCCACCACCAUCAGCUUAUCCAGCUGGAAUCAAUCCUGCCUAA